Molecule: messenger RNA, 1452 nt
Organism: Striga asiatica
Lineage: Eukaryota; Viridiplantae; Streptophyta; Magnoliopsida; Lamiales; Orobanchaceae
Source: the annotation of a GenBank genome assembly
AUGGCCGUGUUUGAUAAGCCUCCACAGACCGAAGAAUUACAAAUUGCCAAGUAUAAGACCAAUCUUCCUCUUCGCCCUAGAAAGAGAGGAACUAGAUCUGUGAGUAGCAUGGACAUAAGUUCUAAAGAGGCGGUAGUACUGUUGCUUGUUGAAGAGAUAAUUAAUCUACGUAAUUUGAGAUGCUUAGGAGCCUUAGAUAGAACCUAUAUUCCCGUGCGUGUCCCUGCACGCCUACACCCACGAUAUCGAAGCAGAAAAGGUUUUAUAUAUGUGAAUGUGCUUGGUGUGUGCAUGCAAGAAAUGAAUUUUUCGUAUGUAUUGACCGGUUGGGAAAGUUCUGCGGCUGACAGUAGGGUUUUACGAGACACCGUUCACCGACCAGGAGGCCAUCGUGUACCAUCUGUUCCCAUAUACAGGGAACUAUGCGGUAUCAUUUGGAUGAGUUUGGUGAAGACAUGCCACAACGGAAAUGUAAUUGAGCGAGCUUUUGGAGUACUGAAGUUGCCCUGGGUUGUCCUUAGAAGCAACAGUUAUUUCGGCAUAGGCACUCAAAACAAAAUUAUGCUUUUAUGUUGCAUUCUUCAAAAUUUCAUUUGUGCUACCAUGCAUGUGGACCCAAUGAAAAAUGAGGGGGACAACAUGAUGAAUUGGCAGACAAACCCCGAGGCCCAUGACCCCUUCGACUCUGUAGACGUUGUUGAGCCAACCACCGAAUGGACAAAUAUGCGCGCUUUAGCUAUGUCAAUUGGGGGACGUAAUUCACAGGCCGCCAGACAACGUCGAGUUUGGAAUGAAGAUGAGGAGCAUGCUCUGAUUGAAGGUUUGCGCGAUCUUGUCUCACGCGGAUGGAGAUGCGACAACGGAUUUCACAAUGGAUACACCACCAUAUUAGAACAACACAUGCAACAGAUUGAAGCGGGGAACAUGAUUACAGUGAGGGAUGAUGCCGUGUGGAAAGCCUACCUCAAGGCACAUCCAAAGGCCAAAGGAUUGCGUUAUAAACCUUGGCCCUUUUUUUCGGAUUGGGUGGAAAUUUUCGGAAAGGAUCGGGUAAUGGGAGAAAGGGAACAAGGUUUCACUAACGCGGUUAAUGAGGUCUUACAUGUUACAAACGUCGAAGUACCGAGCCCUAACCCACUCAAGACGCUUGCGCGGAACAUUAUGAUUAUCCUCAAAAUAACUAUGACUCUUUUUCGGCUCAAGCAGGUGAGAGUAGUGCAUCUGUCUAAGCGUGACGGAAAAAUUAAGCGUAAUGUUGAAGUGGAGGAUAAAAUAGUCGGGCUACUGUCAUCUGUUUGCCAAGAGACUAACAACCACCUUUCAGAACUGGUCGUUGUUGCUCGGUACUUAUCUAAGAACGUUGACGAGAUAGAACUGUUUUUCAGCAUGGACGAUGAUGGAAAGAGGUCGAUGGUGUACCAAAUAUUGAGCAGGUUACCAAAGUACUGGUAA